Molecule: messenger RNA, 791 nt
Organism: Prorocentrum cordatum
Lineage: Eukaryota; Dinophyceae; Prorocentrales; Prorocentraceae
Source: the annotation of a GenBank genome assembly
GCGCUUCGCGUGGCGCUGGGCGCGCACUGGCGCAUCGGUGACACGCUCGGCUGCCACUUCCCGUCCUUCGGUGAAGGACUGGCGGCCGACCGUCUCUUGGGCUGCCCAGGCGCGGUGGUGAAGCAGGCGGAGGAGGCGCUGGCGCUGGGCAACCAGGCGAGGCACGCGCCGCCACCCAGCGCGGCUGGCGGGACCCUGCCGCGGGAGUUCGGCGUGCAGGCCAGCGACCUCGAGGCUCAGCUGAAGGUGCAGGCCUUCUCACUGAGGGGAGAGGCCGCGCCUUUGACGCCCGCCAGCCGCGGCACGGUCGACGUCCUGCUGGAGCAGCUGGGCGGGGGAGACUGCGCGCGGGCGGACGGGUGCAAGGCCGAGUCCCAGAAGCACACGUUGAAGGUGAAGGUGCAGAAAGAGCCGAAGGUCGUCGCAGAGUGCUGCCACGACGACGACUCGGUGAAGGAGGCGCCGCCGCAGAUGAGCGUUGGUUUUGCCUGCCAGGUGGUGGUGCACCAGAAGCUGGUCGAGAUCUGCGUGGCGGUGGAGUGCAAUGUGGUGGAGUACCAGCAGCGGCCGUUCGUGCAGAGGAGGGCGCAGCUGCUCUCCGUCGGCGUGGGGAGCUUCGACAAGGAGGGGUCGCACUCGGAGUCGGAGGACUCCGAGACGGUGGAGGAGGAAGAGCCGGAGGCCGAGAGGAUCUUCAACAUGGCGUUCAGAGACGGCGUAGAGAUAGCGGAAGUCGUCCAGCACAUCGAGGCUGCGCGGUUCGACCUCAUGCUCAUGGGCGACUUCUUCAA